Zingiber officinale is the source of this 363-nucleotide messenger RNA. RefSeq lists its product as uncharacterized. The record is from RefSeq and is a predicted model, not a curated record. Lineage: Eukaryota; Viridiplantae; Streptophyta; Magnoliopsida; Zingiberales; Zingiberaceae. Bases 1 to 363 code for a protein of 120 amino acids. The transcript has a single exon.
AUGACCCCCUUUCACUUGGUAUACGACGGCGAAGUGGUCGCCCCGAUGGAGGUCGGGGUAGAAUCUGAUCGGGUACAACACUACGAUGAUGGGCACACUGAGCGAAGGAUGAUGGAGCUUGACUUGGUGGAUGAAACGUGGGCGAAAGCCGCUGUUCGGCUGACAGCCUACCGGCAACGUAUGAGGCAGAAUUAUAAUCGACGGGUGAUCCCGAGAUCCUUCCAGGUCGGUGAUCUCGUCUGGAAGAAAGUGAAGCCAGUCGGCGAUGUCACCAAGAUCGAGGCACUAAGGGCGGGACCAUUCAAGGUCGUGCAGAAGCUCUGUUUGAGCACCUAUUAUUUGGAGGACGAAGAGGAGAGGUAG